Molecule: messenger RNA, 1833 nt
Organism: Aureobasidium vineae
Lineage: Eukaryota; Fungi; Ascomycota; Dothideomycetes; Dothideales; Saccotheciaceae
Source: the annotation of a GenBank genome assembly
AUGGAAAACUGGGGUCUGAUCACUUACAGGUUUGUUGGCCUUAAUGAUAUUGCACUUGCACAUCUGACUGAUUGCAUNAGAACUACCGCUGUCCUCUUCGACGAGUACGCCUCGGACCAGAAGUACAAGAACCGCAUUGUCUACGUUGUUGCUCACGAACUUGCUCACCAGUGGUUCGGAAACCUCGUCACCAUGGAUUGGUGGUCGGAGCUCUGGCUGAACGAGGGUUUCGCUACCUGGGUCGGCUGGCUGGCUGUUGACCACCUUCACCCAGACUGGUCAGUCUGGUCGCAAUUCGUCACCGAGUCUAUGCAAACUGCAUUCAACCUGGAUUCUCUGAGAACAUCGCACCCCAUCGAGGUUCCCGUCAGGAACGCUCUAGAAGUCGACCAAAUUUUCGAUUCCAUCAGCUAUCUCAAGGGAAGCUCAGUCAUCCGUAUGUUGGCUUCUCACCUGGGUGUCGAGACUUUCUUGCACGGUGUUGGAGAUUACCUCCAGGCCCACAAGUACCAAAACGCUACUACCAGCGAUCUGUGGUCUGCUCUCAGCAAGGCCAGUGGAAAGGAUGUGAACACUUUCAUGGACCCCUGGAUUCGUAAAAUUGGUUUCCCUGUUGUCACCGUAGCAGAAGAGCCCGGUCAGAUCAGCAUCAAGCAGUCUCGCUUCCUCAGUGGUGGAGAUGUCAAGCCCGAGGAGGACGAGACUACCUGGUGGAUUCCCCUUGGUCUCAAGUCUGGCUCAAACUCAUCCGAAGUCAAGAGCGAUUCUCUUACUACAAAGGAAGACACUAUUCGUGAGAUUGAUGACAGCUUCUACAAGCUCAACUCUGAACAGACUGGCUUCUACCGCACAAAUUUGCCUCCCAAGAGACUCACACAGCUCUCGACUCAGCUCGACAAGCUCUCUCCUCAGGAUAAGAUUGGUUUGAUCGGUGAUGCCGCAGCUCUUGCCAUCUCGGGCGAUGCAACCACUGCCGGCGUUCUCUCCUUCCUUGAGGGCUUCACCAAGGAGACCAACUACCUUGUCUGGUCCGAAGUUCUUUCGAGUCUUGGAAACAUCAGAUCUGUCUUUGCAGAUGAUGAGCAGGUCUCCGAGGGUCUUCGCCAGUACACUCUGCGUUUGGUCAGCGAGGCUACCGACAAGAUUGGUUGGGACUUUGCUCCUCACGACGACUAUCUGACUGGUCAGCUGCGUGCUCUUUUGCUCGCUUCUGCUGGUAUGGCAGGACACGAGGGCGUUGUUGCCGAGGCCAAGAAGCGUUUCGCCGCUUUCACUGAGGGCGGCGACAAGAAGGCCAUCCACCCCAGUCUGCGCACCGCUACCUUCAAGAUUGCUGUCAAGGAAGGUGGCAAGCCUGCCUACGAUGCUGUCAUGAAGGAGUACCUCAACACGACCUCUGUUGACGGCAAGGAGAUUGCCCUCCAAGCCCUUGGCAGAGUCCAAUCCACUGAGUUGGCCAAAGAAUACCUCAGGUGGUCUUUCAGCGGCGAUGUCGCCACCCAAGAUCUGCACACUCCUUCUAGAGCAUUGGCUCUCAACUCAAAGACCAAGCUCGAAGUUUGGCACUUCAUCAAGGAGAACUGGAGCAUGUUGAGAGAGCGUCUCGGCAACAACAUGGUCGUCCUCGAAAGAUACCUUCGCAUGAGUCUGAACAGAUUCUCAAGCUUCGAGGUCGAGAAGGACAUUGCCGAAUUCUUCAAGGACAAGGACAACGCUGGCUACGACCGUGGUCUUGCUGUUGUCAGUGACACAAUCAAGGGCAGAGCCAGAUAUGCACAGCACGAUCUCGAGAUCAUCAGAGAGUGGCUUUCGGCCCACGCCUACACGAAGUAG